ACCGCAAGGCGGCGGCCGUUCUUGGAAUCGAUACCGAGGAGAGGCACUAUAUCACCUCUUCUCUCCUUGGAACCCUCCGUCACUUGCGUUCCGAGGGCGGCUUCUUUGCUCUCUGGAGAGGUUUCGUUGCGCACCUCUUCUAUACCUUUGCCUAUACUUCUCUCAACGUGAUGUGUCAGAUUUUGCUUGGGCGGGUCUUCCCGGGCUCCCUUACGAGGAUCAUCAGUGGUCUCGCCAACGGUCUUGUAUUAGCACGGUUUGCCAUGGUUUGCACGCAGUAUGUCCCCUCCAUUCCACCCUUAAUGUGUGAAAGAGUGCUAAUUGUGAACCGAAGCAUUGUGAUCUCGAAGCCCCAGGCCGCGAACUGGUUCACCCGAAUGAGGUCGACCCCUUGGUCCACUGCCCGAAAGACCCUUCCAGCCGUUGCAAUUGUCACACUCCUCGCCUACCUCAGCACGGAACUCAUUAACGGCCUUGCUAACCUCAGAGCCGAUGGACCCACUUGCCUCAUCGCCACCCUGGCGGCCUUCCUCCUCUACCUCGGCAUUAUCCUCCCGGCAUCCGUCGCCCUCGUCCGUGUUAAGGCCUCGCACCUCCCUGAAAACUUGGAGCCCAUCGCCCCGUUCGACCGCACCUUUGGAAGGACUGACGAUGGCAGAGACUUGACGUUCGUGGAGGCGUGGAAGAGCAUAGAAACGGAUAGGUGGAAGAGGCUUGCCAAGAUGGUUGUGAAGCUCGCGCCUGUGACCCUGAUUUUGCCAACCAUUUUCCUUUAUGGGGCGAUUCUCGUCCUGGUCGCUUAUGGCGAGAUCCCC
Messenger RNA from Tuber aestivum (summer truffle), 815 nucleotides. NCBI's taxonomy places the organism in Eukaryota, Fungi, Ascomycota, Pezizomycetes, Pezizales, Tuberaceae. The record is from the annotation of a GenBank genome assembly.